AUGCAUGGAACUGGUCCACCUUCACUCCUAAGGUUUGUGUGGCAGAGCCUAACGAGCUUGAUAUUAGCAGCGAAUACCCGUGAAUGCACUUUGUCUGGCGCUUCAAUCGAGGAGGGCAUGGGAGGGCCUAUUGGUGGGAAUUGUCACCGCCAGCAUAGCUCGAAACUUGAUAAACGUAGGCAAGCUUCUCCCCCACUACAAGAGGGUGACCGUCGAGAAUAA
Messenger RNA from Loa loa (African eye worm), 222 nucleotides. RefSeq lists its product as hypothetical. NCBI's taxonomy places the organism in Eukaryota, Metazoa, Nematoda, Chromadorea, Rhabditida, Onchocercidae. The transcript has a single exon. Bases 1 to 222 code for a protein of 73 amino acids. The record is from RefSeq and is a predicted model, not a curated record.